AUGCGACCUCACUCCGCAUUCACUCUUGCCUUUGCAGCCAUAGCCAUCCAAGGCAUAGCCGCGAUCAACUUCGUCUGGGACUGUGCCAACUCCGUCGAUACCUGCAACAAUGCUUGCUACGCCAUGAACCACAAUCUCGCCCCAAGCGUGCUCACCAAAGAUACCCGCGAAACCCAGGUAAAACAGCGCCGCAAGGACUCAGGCUGUAGACGGGGCCCAUGCGGCAAGAAUGCCAAAACAAGCUUCAAGCGGUUCGGGGGUUCAUGCGACGAAUAUCCCUUUGCCACCACCAAGGAGGGUGGUAAAGGUGCCAUCCUGCGUUGCGUCGAUGGCCUUGAAAAUUCAAGCGAGGGUGGCCAACUCAGCGCCUUCUACAAGAAGAUCCCGGAUGGACAAAAAUUCGGCAUUACCAUGACCAACUAUCAGAAGGCCGCCUUUUGCGUCAAUUCCAAGAAGGCCAACGACGGCGGCGAGUUCCGGCUCAAGAACAAUGCAUUCGUCAGCGCCAAGCGCAGUGGUAUGUUGUUUUCAUAUUCAUUCCACCCUGGCUUGCGCAUAUAA
Molecule: messenger RNA, 561 nt
Organism: Thermothielavioides terrestris NRRL 8126
Lineage: Eukaryota; Fungi; Ascomycota; Sordariomycetes; Sordariales; Chaetomiaceae
Exons: 3
Coding region: 1-561 (186 amino acids)
Source: RefSeq, a predicted model, not a curated record